This is a messenger RNA of Corticium candelabrum, 1269 nucleotides long. RefSeq lists its product as uncharacterized. The transcript has 5 exons. Bases 187 to 993 code for a protein of 268 amino acids. Gene Ontology annotation, biological process: regulation of apoptotic process. The record is from RefSeq and is a predicted model, not a curated record. NCBI's taxonomy places the organism in Eukaryota, Metazoa, Porifera, Homoscleromorpha, Homosclerophorida, Plakinidae.
GUGUGUGUGUGUGUGUGUGUUUAGCUUUCUGCUUCUACAAAAUGUUCUAAACGUUGAUUUCGAGACACCAAUAAAUACUCAGAUGCCUGACACAAAUUUACUUUAAUUAAUUAAACACUAUAUUUCAAUUAAAUAUAUUAAUUCGUUAAUUGAUAUCAACCAGUUAAUCCGGGCAUUUAUUUUCUAAUGGCGUACGAAACAGCUUGGGAUCGGCUCGUUCUUCCUCACUUUGAUCUUAUAGUAGCAAGAAUGACUCCCAAAUGUUUCUUGGACAAGCUCGUGGCGAAGGGUCUGAUCAACAGACGAGAGUACGUUGAGUUGAAAGGCCAGACAGCAGCAGAUCAAGUGCGCACGCUUCUCAUUGAGUGGAUGCCGACCAGAGCACCGACUGCGUACGAGGAGUUUCGUCAGGUACUCAAGGAUACGCCAGAACAGAGCUAUCUCGUUGAUCAGUACUUUCCAGCAGAUGAGAAUCCAAAUGAUCAGAGAGAUCUGCAACACAUACAAAAUGCUCAAAGUCGCGUGGUAUGUGAUGGUCAAAGUCAAGAGAGACACAACGGCAUCAAUCGACAAGGCACAAGCAUCACAACUCGAAGUGAUGCUUUGGCUAAUGCCCAACACUUACAUCUUUCAAAAGACGUUACUACUGAUGCUUUGGGCACAACAUUGACGGAUGCGACCGCAGGUACACCUGAAGUCUCGGAUGAUGACAUGCAAGCCGUAUUAUCAUCAAGUUUAGAUUCAGUCAUUAGAGCUAUCAUUACCUAUGGAGCCGACCAAUAUUUUGAUAUCGGGAUAGAACUGAAAUUGAAUGGAUCUCAGAUCAAUUCCACAGUGGCGUCUAUCCCCUCUUGCCCUGGAAAACUUCGUGCCAUCAUCGAGAGACAGAAAUCGGCAAUAGGAGACGAUGCCCUACGCCAACAACUAGUAGAUGCGUGUUGUAGACUCUCUCCUCCCAUAAUAGCAAAUGUAGUACGAUACCUGACGAACUGAAUGUUUAUAGUGACGUCAGAUUUUAUAGUGACAUCAGACUUGUUUAUAGUGACGUCAGACAUCAAUGACGUCAGACAUGUUUAUAGUGACGUCAGACAUGUUUUAGUGACGUCAGACGUGUUUCUAGGGAAAGUUGUAGUGUAAACAGUCGAGAAACGUCGACUUGACUUUGUUGUACUGUGCUUGCAAUCAAUUUUCCAUUUUCAGGCUAAAAGUUUGCAGUAGCUUUCGUUUGGAAGACACUCAAUUUUAAUAUAUUUUAUCGUUGCAGCUAGA